UUGAGGCCCUUACAACUUUGCAUUCAUAUUUUUAUCCAUAAAUAUUUUUUCCACUCUAGAGAAAACCUCCAUGGACUCAUGAGGAAAGAUUUAAAGGGUCUAUCUGUGUUUUGAAAUGUUUUCCUAUUGGUUCCUUAGAUUAUGGGUCUAAUGUUAACAGUUUUUCUUUGAGUAAAUAGGUGAUUUUCUCUGUUGGUUCGGAAAAUGUAAAAAAAAAAGGUUGACUCAAGAUCUUUGCACAAGCUGAAAUAUCUGUGUGGAAGCAGCUUCUAAUAAGGGUGAAAUGUGUUUUCUUAGUUAAUGCUGAGUUAAAUAUUUGCAUCAUGAAUGAUUUGGACAAUCUUGCUCUUUUGUUGGCGGGUCCUUGUGGUCUGAGUAGUUUGAUGUUUAUCUGGUAAAGUUUAGUUUUUUAGGGAGAACUUGGACUUAUUUCUGCAUACAUUUCAGCAGUCAUCAUGUCAUUGUUCUUUUUCUGCAAUGGUUUGGAGCCCUUAUGAAUAGGUAGGGCCUGCUUCUGUCGUUCUAAUAUUUUCAGAAUAUAUUGGACAUGAAUGAGAACACAAACGCUGUGUUUGUGCUCCAGGGUCUGAACGACUCACUGACGAACCGUCAGAUCUACUUCGCCCUCGCCCUGACGUCAUACCUCUUCACCAUCCUGGUGAAUCUGACCCUCAUCCUCAUCGUGUGUCUGGAUAAAGCCCUGCAUCAGCCGAUGUAUGUCUUUAUGUGCAACCUGUGUGUAUCUGGGGUAUGUGGAGCCUCCAGCUUCUACUUGCAGCUGCUACUCGACCUUCUGGAUGAUGCUCAUAUCAUCUCAUAUGCUGGUUGCUUGGCACAAAUAUUUUUCACAUAUACUUACAUCUUCUGCCAGUUCAGCAGUCUGACCGUCAUGGCUUACGACCGCUACCUGGCCAUCUGCCAGCCGCUGCGUUACUGGGCUCUCAUGACUGUCCAGAAGGUGGCCCUGCUGUUGCUGCUUAUCUGGUGUCUGUCACUGCUGGAAACAGCUGUUGGCAUUGUCUUGAUUGCCAGGCUUCCACUCUGCAGCCACACCAUUGCCAGAAUCUUCUGUACUAGCUGGGAGGUGGUGAAACUGUCCUGCUCUGACACCACAGCCAACAACCUGUAUGGCAUCGUGCUCAUGUUUCUGCACUCUCUGCAAUUCUUAGUCAUCAUAGUCUCUUACAUUCACCUUAUCCGAAGCGCCACCCGGUCUCAGACAGACCGCAAGAAGUUUGUUCAGACCUGCAUGCCUCACCUCGUCUCACUGCUCGUCUUCUCUGCUUCAGUGUUGUUUGACACACUAUACUCUCGUUAUGGGAUCAAAUCCAUGCCGGCUCUGCAGAACGUGCUGGCUGCAGAGUUCCUCGUUGUACCGCCCAUCGUCAACCCCAUCAUCUACGGCAUGAACCUGCAGCAGAUCAGGACACGGAUCCGCAUCUGGUUCAACUUAGAAAACCCUCAGAGAGCAUUCUUUAAGUAAAGAACACAAGGAUAAAUAAUAAUUUUU
Molecule: messenger RNA, 1510 nt
Organism: Cyprinodon tularosa
Lineage: Eukaryota; Metazoa; Chordata; Actinopteri; Cyprinodontiformes; Cyprinodontidae
Product: olfactory receptor 8A1-like
Exons: 1
Coding region: 548-1483 (311 amino acids)
Biological process (GO): G protein-coupled receptor signaling pathway
Cellular component (GO): membrane
Molecular function (GO): olfactory receptor activity; G protein-coupled receptor activity
Source: RefSeq, a predicted model, not a curated record